AUGAUUGGAAAGGAUAAGGAGAAGAAACAACCAAAUAGGCAAAAUAGAGUUUGGACAAAGGUAAAGGAUGAAAAAUUGGUUUGGGGCUUAAUGAUGUUGGCUCAAACUAGAAUGUGGAGAGCAGAUAAUGGGACAUUCAAGGCAGGGUAUUUGGUACAAUUAGAAAAGUACAUGGAAGAAAAUCCCCCUAGAUGUAGAUUAAAGGCAACACCUCAUAUAGAAUCUCGGGUGAAGCAUAUGAAGAGACAAUAUGGGGCCAUAUGUGAGAUGUUAGGCCCUAAUUGUUCAGGAUUUGGGUGGGAUGACAUCAAGAAAUGCAUUACAUGUGAAGGAGUCUUCAAUGGGUGGGUUAAGAGCCGUCCAUAUACCAAAGGAUUAAGGAACAAUCAUUUUCCAUUUCUCGAUGAACUUUCUAUCAUCUUUGGAAGAGACAAAGCCAUUUGGGAACAUGCAGAAACCUCUUCUGAUGCUGUAGAAGCUGUUGAUAGGGAAGAACAAUCAAAUUACCAACCCAUGGAAGAUGAACCAAUUAAUGAAGGAGAAGCUCAACACGAUGGGUUAGAGUUUUUUCAAGAGGAUAACAUGACUUCAUAA
Messenger RNA from Nelumbo nucifera (sacred lotus), 594 nucleotides. The record is from RefSeq and is a predicted model, not a curated record. Lineage: Eukaryota; Viridiplantae; Streptophyta; Magnoliopsida; Proteales; Nelumbonaceae.